Messenger RNA from Yarrowia lipolytica CLIB122, 1179 nucleotides. RefSeq lists its product as uncharacterized. The record is from RefSeq and is a predicted model, not a curated record. NCBI's taxonomy places the organism in Eukaryota, Fungi, Ascomycota, Dipodascomycetes, Dipodascales. Gene Ontology annotation, molecular function: protein binding.
AUGACCACCGCUACCGCGAUACCAAAUGAAAUCUGGUUAAAUAUUGGCCAGUAUCUUGAUAUCCGAGAGUUAGUAAGCAUCAGCUUAUGUAACCGAAACCUCUACAAUCUGUUUGCGUCUCGUACCGUUGAUGCGUUCAAACACUUUUGUCCAUGGUAUAGAUCCAACAUCACGCCAGAAGGGGUGUGUAACUACUUCUGCGAGUCACGCGGGUUGACCGAAGGAGAUGUUCCCGUGGAACUUACCAACUCUCCCUUACCAGAUAGCUUCGAAUGCAUCCUCGGAGGCCAGAUGGAGUACGCACAACGAUUCUUUGUCGAUAGGGAGUUUGGUCUGGCUGGCUAUCGAGCAUCUUUCAAGUGUUGGUUCAACGAUCGAGGCCUUCAGUGCGGCAAUUGUCUCGUCUAUCUUUCUGACUCCCGGCUUCCGUGGCACAAGGGUGGCAUGGUUGUCAUAGACCACCAGUACUCCCUCGGUCAAAUUUCGUUCGAAAUUGACAAGGCCAAGUACACCUACUGCGACGACUUUAUGAGUCCAGAGGCGCUUGUGAUUGAGGCCCGGGACAAUGACGCUGACGAUACUGCAAUCUACGGCUUCAAAUUACUUAGUGGUCCUAACGUCAAAAGCUUUGAACCGGAUUUCACAGUUAUACGGCAUCCACAUUCAGAGGCCUCAACGUCUUUUCUAGCAGGCACACACUUGUUCAACGAUCUCAGUGAGCCGGAUAAUAUGCUUCUUUACAUCAAUGGUGACAUGGAACUUCAUCUUGGUGAACAUCCCGAGCCGGAGCCGCUCAAGGGUGGAGUCGUUGCAGUCUACGAGGGCAAGUUCUACUUUUUCUCAAAUGACAAGCUGAUGAGGGUGACUUAUUUGGGCACAGAAAGAUUAUGCAAGCAAAUGGUCUUAUCGUGUUUCCCUGACUGCAGAUAUAUCAAGCAGGACGACCGACACCCACGAUACCUGUGUGGUGUUGGUGACGGGCAUGUGAUGCAGUUUAUCAUUGACUUGAAAACCAUGGUCGUAUUGAAGAUGCCUGUACAAGACAAUGAAGGCUCCAUAUACAUGCCUGGAGUCGUGGACGGAGUGUUGAAGUGCUUCGUGUUCAGUCUGGAGUUUGUGAGAAACAAGUUGAAGGGUACACCACCUUCAGAUGAGGAUGGAUAUAUUAUGUUUCCAUAA